AUGUCUCCUCGACUGUCGGGGAAGCUGACGCAGCUUCAUCUGUCCCUCUGGGGCUCUCAAUUGUUCAUUCCUGCUAGCAGUGUGCCCGUUCGAACUUUCGGCAUCAAAUCACUGAACCCACCCAAGUCCUCUCGGUUCAAUGUUGGUCCCGAGUUGCCUGUGCUCAAAUCGACUUCCACUGCGGCCUUAGAACGCAAAGCCAAUACUUUGCCUCUACGGACUGGCGCCAUUGCCAUCAAGAAAGGAAUGACUGCUGUAUACGAUACCGAGACCGGGAAACGCAUCGCUUGCACGGUGCUGCAGCUCGAUCGAGUGCAAGUAGUCUCUCACAAGACACGGCAAAGACACGGUUACUAUGCGGUACAGCUGGGCGCCGGAUGGAAACAUCCAAGCAACGUCACGAAGUCGCUCUUGGGGCAUUUUUCGACCCAUGGUGUUUCACCGAAAAGGCACAUCUACGAGUUUCGAAUCAAGGAUGAAAGUGGCCUUGUACCGGUUGGCGAGAUGAUCAACGCAAGCUGGUUCCAGGAAGGCCAAUACGUCGAUGCCCGUUCAAAUUCCAAGGGUAAAGGCUUUGCGGGCGUGAUGAAGAGACACGGCUUUCAUGGUCAGGACCGCAGUCACGGUGUCAGUUUAACGCAUCGUUCGCUUGGUUCGGCAGGUCCCAGUCAAGGUGGUGGCUCCAGAGUCUAUCCUGGAAAGAAGAUGGCCGGAAACAUGGGCAAUGAACAAAACACGGUGCAGAAUCUCAAAAUCCUCAAGGUCGAUCCCGAAAAUGGAAUCGUCGUCGUCAACGGUUCCGUCAGCGGACCUAAAGGCUGCGUUGUGAGGAUCCAAGAUGCAAUCAAGAAGCCAUGGCCUGAGGUUGUACCUGCGGCCGAAGCGACUGCAUAG
Messenger RNA from Aspergillus clavatus NRRL 1, 894 nucleotides. Its product is annotated as mitochondrial 54S ribosomal protein uL3m. Gene Ontology annotation, cellular component: mitochondrial large ribosomal subunit; ribosome. The transcript is spliced from 2 exons. Lineage: Eukaryota; Fungi; Ascomycota; Eurotiomycetes; Eurotiales; Aspergillaceae. The record is from RefSeq and is a predicted model, not a curated record. Gene Ontology annotation, biological process: translation. Gene Ontology annotation, molecular function: structural constituent of ribosome. Bases 1 to 894 code for a protein of 297 amino acids.